AUGCGAGUGUCGCAGAGUGUCGCACGGACUUUUCAAACGCUUUGCAAUGCAUCGGCGAGACAGCAACUCCAACAGUGCUCAAAUCGAAGAUGUUCCGUGCAAGCGGCAAGGAAAAAAACAGUCUCAGAAACGCCGAUCAUCGGCACAUCGCUCCCACCGACGAUCCAACUCGGCGAUUCACCGCAACAGAGUCCUUUUUAUGAAACGCCGGAGAUUAUCAUAAAUGAAACCCGGAUACAAGAGCAAACGAUGGCCGCUCGCAGAUCGGAGGUUCGAUCGAAAAUACGAGAGAUUGAAGAAAGAACCGGCAAAAUUCCGCUAGUCGACUCGUUCGCUCGUGUUCAUAAUUAUCUCCGAAUCUCCCUCACUGAGACUUGUAAUUUUAGCUGUAGCUACUGUAUGCCAGCUGGUGGAGUGGAUGGACAUUCGAAAAGCGAUUUGAUGACAAAUGAAGAGAUCAUUGUGUUGGCGCGUGUUUUUGCGAGAAGAGGAAUCAAUAAGAUACGAUUGACUGGUGGUGAACCAACACUGCGAAAAGAUCUCCAUAAGUUAAUCGCCGAAUUGAAGAAAAUCGAUGGGAUUGAUGAUAUCGGAAUCACGACAAACGGCUUGAUAUUGGGACGACAACUCGACCAGUUGAAGGCAGCCGGUUUGGAUAAAAUCAACAUCAGUUUGGACACAUUGAUCCCGCGACGAUUUGAGCAAAUGACAAAAGUUUUCGGCUUCGAGAAAGUCUUUAAAGCGAUCGAUGCUACCGAGGCAGCGUAUGGACGAGUGAAGGUGAAUGUGGUGGUGAUCCGAGGAUUCAACACAGACGAGUUAACGAGUUUCGUCCAUGCCACAAAGAAUCGAAAUUGGGACGUGCGAUUUAUUGAGUUCAUGCCAUUUGGUGGGAAUGAUUUCAAAGAUGACAAGUUUGUCGGCUACUCAGAGCAACUCGAGAUUAUCAGAAAAGACUUUGGCAAUCAAAUCGUGCGUCUACAGGACUCGCCAAAUGACACCUCGAAGGCUUACAAAAUCAUCGGUCAUCGUGGGCAAUUCGGUUUCAUUUCAUCAAUGAGUGACAAUUUUUGCUCAACGUGUAAUCGUGUCCGUUUGACGGCUAAUGGAAAUCUAAAGGUUUGUCUGCACAGCAACGCCGAAGUCUCCCUUGUCGACGCAUUGCGUCGUGGUGGAACCGAGAGAAAUGUCGAAGAGAUUAUCGAGAAAGCUUUGUGGAAAAAGAAAGCCGAACAUGCUGGCCUCGAAAUGCUGCCGCAUAUGGAGAAUCGGCCGAUGGUUUUGAUUGGAGGA
Molecule: messenger RNA, 1293 nt
Organism: Mesorhabditis belari
Lineage: Eukaryota; Metazoa; Nematoda; Chromadorea; Rhabditida; Rhabditidae
Source: the annotation of a GenBank genome assembly